GACUAGUUUAAAGCAUCUAUCUGGGGCGUUAUCAACGAACAACAAUAAAUCGGAUACCAAUGGAUGUGCAUCAUCGAUGACGACAAAUCGAUUGGGACUUUCUCUUGCAUACCACACCUUCUUAGCUCUUCGCUUGUGCACAUGUACUCAUUGUAACGUUCUCUUCAAUAUUAUUACUCCAUUACUGACUUCUAUAUCUCGCUUCAGACCAUGGCAGCCUUGAAAAUACUGCCUAUAAAAUCUACAAUUAGUGACGCAGAAUAAUAUCAGCGCGAAGUUGUUGGUUCGCAUACGCUCGCACAAUGCUCCUCUUCAGGUGAUGCACGAAGUAUGAGAUGCGUGUCACUAUCAAUCUUCUCGCUUGAUCAGUGAUCCUUGAAGUCCCGUGUUAUCUUUCUCCUUGUUCAUAUAACUCCCCCAGUCGCUUCGGUUAUCGAAGGCAUUCCAAUUCGCUUACCAUGGUCAAGUUCUCCAGCGGUACGUGGACGGUUGGUCCGCACAUAUCCGUCAACUGGGCGACAGAAGUCGUCAAGAGCGAGGCCUUCGAAGAUCGCAUACGAUGUGUGGUGUCGAUGAAACCUAUCAAUCAUCGUGGAGAUACGCUCAACACACCGACCAUUACCAUAGAAUGCUCUUCUCCAAUCCCCGAUACCUUUUUCCUUGAGGCAUGUCAUUGGAAGUCGCAGCAGCUGACGUCAACUGGACCAAACUAUGAAAAUCCGACGAGUAUCACAUCCUUAUCUAACUACCUCCUCACUCAACUUGGCUGGCGAUCUGUGGGAUAUGUCAAGUACGAUACAAACUUGGACCACCCCAAUCUCAAUCUAGCCGAUCCUGACAAGGGAAAGAAGUGGAUGACGAUGCAGUUCCAGCUUUCUGUUGGCGAGAAGAUACACGGCCUCGGGGAACGAUCUGGAUCCUUCAUUAAGAAUGGUCAGACUGUAGACAUGUGGAACGAGGACAGCGGGACGUCGUCUGAGUUAACGUAUAAGAACGUGCCUUUCUAUAUCAGCUCUGGGGGAUAUGGGAUAUUCGUCACGUGUCCAGGAAUUACACGUGUCCAUGUAUCUGGGCCCUUUGAGAGACUGUCCGUCCACGUUAUUCACGGGCCUACACCUGCGGCCAUCAUCGAGCGAUACACCAUGAUCACUGGCCGUCCUGCCCUUCCUCCUGCGUGGACGUUCAAUCUAUGGUUGUCGACAUCAUUCACGACAAACUAUGAUGAAGGAACUGUGACUAAAUUCUUGAAAGGGAUGGAGGACCGCGACAUAUCAGUUGGGGUCUUCCAUUUUGAUUGUUUUCGGAUGAAAGGAUUUCACUGGUGCGACUACGAGUUCGAUACCGAUUUCUUCCCGGAUGCCAAAGGCCAGCUGGCUCGGCUCAAGGAAAAGGGGUACAAGAUCUGUGUCUGGAUCAAUCCUUACAUAGCGCAAGAGAGCAAGAUUUUCGAUGAAGGUGUGAAGAAGGGUUACUUUAUCAAGAAGCAAGAUGGAAACGUGUGGCAGGAUGGUUGUUGGCAGGCUGGUAUGGCAUGGGCCGAUUUCGGUGAACGGAUCCCCACAGGAAACACGGUCUAUUUUGACGGGUCCAACCCAGAAAAAAUGCACAACUACUACGCCUUUUUGUACAACAAGGUCACAUUUGAUGUCAUCGAGAAGUACAAUAGGAAACGUCAAGCCGUGGUUUUUGCUCAUUCAGCAACGGCUGGAAGUCAGCGCUUCCCGGUUCACUGGGGAGGUGACCUGAUGUCGACUUUUGAGGCUAUGGCUGAGACUCUGCGAGGUGGUAUGAGCUUGGGACUUUGCGCAUUUGGUUAUUGGGCUCAUGAUAUCGGUAUUUGUGUUGCGUUCCCUGGCUUUCUGGACGAGUCCGGUGAAGCGGAUGUCGUCUUGAGGAAAUCCAUCGACCUCAAACUGACCUUGAUGCCUUAUCUCUUCGUCACGGCGAUCAAAACACACCAGACAGGGGUUCCUAUGAUGCGCCCAAUGUUCGUUGAAUUUCUGGAAGAUCCGAUGGCUUGGAACGUUGAUACGCAGUACAUGCUUGGGUUUAAUCUUAUGGUUGCUCCCAUCUUCAACGCCGAGGGAUCUGUGCAGUUUUACGUUCCAGAAGAUAGGAAGGUCCGCACCGAGCCCAAAUACUUUACCGAGACUCGCGAUUUCAUGAGUCUUCCGGGAAGCCUACUUCUGAAGCCUGGUGGCGCUGUUGUCAUGGUAAAACCAAAUCGCAGCAGCGGUGGUCGGAAGCUCGCUGUUUACGACUACGCUUCGGAUUUUAUUGUUCUCGUGAAUCCGCCCUCGAAGGAAAGAAUGGAAAUCGAGGUUGAGCUCCCGAAUUGUGAAGGUGACAUUGCGGCACUCUUGAGGGUGGAAGGAAGUUCGAGGACUGGAGUUACGGUGAGUGUUAUAAAAGGGACUGUGAGGGGACCUUGGAGGGUCAGAAUCGUCAACGAAAUAGGGAUGGAAUUUGAUGCUGCCGUCACUACUGACGAUACGGUACAUGUGCCUGUUGAUCGUUAUUUUUUUUUUUUCACCAUAUGGCUAUAA
Messenger RNA from Guyanagaster necrorhizus, 2546 nucleotides. RefSeq lists its product as uncharacterized. Gene Ontology annotation, biological process: carbohydrate metabolic process. The transcript has 9 exons. Lineage: Eukaryota; Fungi; Basidiomycota; Agaricomycetes; Agaricales; Physalacriaceae. The record is from RefSeq and is a predicted model, not a curated record. Bases 459 to 2546 code for a protein of 695 amino acids. Gene Ontology annotation, molecular function: carbohydrate binding; hydrolase activity, hydrolyzing O-glycosyl compounds.